Molecule: messenger RNA, 1070 nt
Organism: Nilaparvata lugens (brown planthopper)
Lineage: Eukaryota; Metazoa; Arthropoda; Insecta; Hemiptera; Delphacidae
Exons: 2
Coding region: 103-933 (276 amino acids)
Source: RefSeq, a predicted model, not a curated record
AAUAACAAACUCGAAUAAAAAAUUUUAGUUUAAAAUUUUAUUGAAAAAUUAUAGUCCAAGUUCGAAUAAUUUAAACAGGCAUUUGAAAUAAUUUUGUUGAUAAUGUUUCAAUAUAAAGAAUUUUUUGCAAAAUCAAACAAGAUUUCUCAAAAAAGAGAAGGGACGAGUAAUUUAGCUGAUAAGAUGAUGUCUAAAGAAAUGGAUAGAAGAUCUAUGAUGGCAUCAGAACUGUUUGAAAGAGCAAACUUAGAUAGCAUAAGAAGUAGAGAAGGACUAGCCUCACUUGCAAAUCCAAGAAAUCAAAUCACAUCAAAAUAUGUACCCAGCAGAUCUGUCAAAGAGCUACAAACCCUAACCACAAGAGCUCUUAAGCAAUCCGAUAAAAUAUUAAACAAUAAUUCAAAAAGAAACAUGAAAUACACAAUACCAACAGGAAUGAACAAGAAAGAAUAUAAUGAUACAAACAAAAAUCCACUGGAGGGCAGAAAAGUUACUGCUACAAAUAAAGUUGAGUUUAGAGGGAAUUCUAGAACCAAGCAAUCUGCAUCCACUGAAAAUAUAUCUGAAGCAAAAUGUAGCACAACACAUAGAUGUGCAUCUCAAUCAGCUACGGAGACAGUUGAUGUGAAGUUCUGUACAAUACCAAACAAAGCUUUCCAAGAUUACAUGAAGAAACAUUCCAGAAGAGAUAAAGUAAAUGACCAUAAAAUUUACAGAACUAUUAUGCUCAGCAAUGAAACCCCAAUCGAUUCUUUAUCUAAUCUUUCAAAAGUGCAAGAAACAUUUGAAAAAUCUAUUAAAAAUGCAGCACUAAAAUCAAUAUCCAGUAUACCUCCAAAGCAGAUCAAUGAGCAGCAAAGAAAAUAUAGGUCUAUGAGCUAUAAGAUUCCACACUUCGAAACCAAUCAAGAGAAUAACAGCCUGAUUAAAUAAUAACAAUAAAGUUGACUUUGCACUUAUCCAAAAAAACUACUUUCGAUUAUCUGUAUGUGUAAUGGAUAUAAUAAUUAAAAAAAAACUUGCCAUAUUUAAAUUAAUGUGUAGUGUUAUUUUUUUAAAGGUAAAUUAAA